Messenger RNA from Nycticebus coucang (slow loris), 1628 nucleotides. It is a transcript of the gene EVA1C, whose product is annotated as eva-1 homolog C. Bases 393 to 1433 code for a protein of 346 amino acids. The record is from RefSeq and is a predicted model, not a curated record. The transcript is spliced from 9 exons. Lineage: Eukaryota; Metazoa; Chordata; Mammalia; Primates; Lorisidae. Gene Ontology annotation, molecular function: carbohydrate binding; heparin binding. Gene Ontology annotation, cellular component: extracellular region.
CUCCGCCGGCAGGUAGAGCCGCCGGGGCAGCUCCUGCGCCUCUUCUACUGCACUGUCCUGGUCUGCUCCAAAGAGAUCUCAGCGCUCUCAGACUUCUCCGUUUUUGGCCAGGGCCAGGUUUGAACCCGCCACCCCCAGUAUAUGGGGCCAAUGCCCUACUCCUUGAGCCACAGGCGCCGCCCUUUCACCUUGUUUUCUACAGCCCAAAGGAGUCUUCAGUUCCAGAAAGCUGGGGAAAUGGAAUCCUUCUCCACACUUCGUAGCCCAGUUACCUAACCAAACUCCUGCAAAACCACACCGCCUAUGCCUGUGACGGGGACCAUUUGAGCCUCCAGUGCCCUCGGCAUUCUACGAUAAGUGUUCAAUCGGCAUUUUAUGGGCAAGAUUACCAAAUGUGUAAUUCCCAGCAGCCUGCCUCCCAGAGGGAAGACAGCUUAACCUGUGUGGCACCCACCACCUUCCAGAAGGUGCUGGACGAAUGCCAGAACCAGCGGGCCUGCCACCUCCUGGUCAAUAGCCGUGUAUUUGGACCUGACCUUUGUCCAGGAAGCAGUAAAUACCUCCUGGUCUCCUUUAAAUGCCAGCCUAAUGAAUUAAAAAACAAAACUGUGUGUGAGAACCAGGAACUGAAACUGCACUGCCAAGAAUCCAAGUUUCUCAACAUCUACUCUGCAGCCUAUGGCAGGAGGACCCAGGACAGGGACGUCUGCUCUUUGGGCACAGAGCGGCUCCCCCACUUCGAUUGCUUGUCUUACUCAGCUCUGCAAGUACUAUCCAGAAGGUGCUAUGGGAAACAGAGAUGCAAAGUCAUUGUCAACAAUCAGCACUUCGGAAGCCCCUGUCUGCCAGGAGUGAAAAAAUACCUCACUGUGACCUACGCCUGCGUUCCAAAGAACAUUCUUGCAGCGAUUGAUCCAGCCGUUGCUAAUCUAAAACCUUCUUCGAAGCAGAAAGACGCUGAAUAUGGUAUAAACUUUGACCCAAGCGAAUCGAGGGUUCUGAGGAAAGAUGGAGUUAUUGUUAGCAACUCCCUGGCAGCAUUUGCUUACAUUAGAGCCCACCCUGAGAGAGCUGCCCUGCUGUUCGUGUCCAGUGUUUGCAUUGGCCUGGCCCUCACGCUGUGUGCCUUGGUCAUCAAAGUGUCCUGCACCAAGGACUUCCGGGAGCUGCAUUUGGGGAGGGAGCAUCUGGUGCCAGGAAGUGACCAGGCUGAGGAGGACAGUGAGGAUGAAGAGGAGGAGGAGGACUCCUCCGACUCAGAUUUUCCAGGAGAACUGUCUGGGUUUUGUAGGACUUCAUAUCCUGUCUACAGUUCCACAGAGGCUGCAGAGCUUGCAGAAAGGAUUGAGCGCAGGGAGCAAAUCAUUCAGGAAAUAUGGAUGAACAGUGGUUUGGACGCCUCACUCCCGAGAAACAUGGGCCAGUUCUACUGAAAACCAGAUGCAUCUUGAUGCAAUCGCACUUUCUGAAGAGGGAAGGAUCCAAAAUGCCCCUCCAGUUCUGAUUCACUUGUACCUUCUAUGAAGGAGAAUUUGUCCUGUCAUCCAACACUGGUGAGGCCAGGAAGCAAUUAAAGGGAUGUUUUAAACUGUUUCCCGCACAUGCCAAAAUAAAUUAGCAGGGAAGAA